Messenger RNA from Auanema sp. JU1783, 594 nucleotides. The record is from the annotation of a GenBank genome assembly. Lineage: Eukaryota; Metazoa; Nematoda; Chromadorea; Rhabditida; Rhabditidae.
AUGAUUCUCGAAAGAGUAAUAGAUGAGACAGCGGGCUUCGAUGACUUUAAGAAGUUCUGGAGACUGAGACUCGUUAACAAGGAGUUUAAUUCCAUCUUCAGUAGUGACUAUGCUCAUCGUCACUUCCCAAAAAGACCAUGUACGAUUCAGCUUGUCGAAGACUACCUAGGAGGAUUAGCUUUUAUGGAGAUCCGAUUUCUCAUUGAACUCAGGGAUGAUGCGUCAUGUGCAUCAUUUUCCUGGUUGGACGAAGUACCAGAGGAAGUAGCGGAAGAAGCAGCAGAAGAAGUAGCGGGUAAAACAGUCUCAAGAUUAUCCAAUAUCAAAUGGGAAGAUGUCCCAGGGUACUUCAGAGGGAAACCGUUUAGAAUAAAUUCUGUAGAAGUUACUCGUUACUGUGGUAGACCAGCUUCGCUUAUAACCCACGCCAUCAGAGAAUUGGCAAAUCAAGCUUCCGAAAGCUUUGAUUUGAACUUCUUGUCCCUCUAUUUGGUCGGUCCGUAUACGCCAGAAACACAUAAGGAGGUAAUUUUGAACGAGCUGAUAGGUGCUGUUCACGCUAGCAAAAUCCGUUUCGACUAUCGACGUUGCUGA